Oreochromis aureus is the source of this 1623-nucleotide messenger RNA. RefSeq names its product NXPE family member 3-like. Bases 1 to 1623 code for a protein of 540 amino acids. Lineage: Eukaryota; Metazoa; Chordata; Actinopteri; Cichliformes; Cichlidae. The record is from RefSeq and is a predicted model, not a curated record. The transcript has 6 exons.
AUGGUGGGAGCCAAAGAGGAGGUAUUGGUCUGCAUGCGUGGGCUUCCGAUUAAAGUGAACACCACCUUCAUCAUUCCAAGACCUGCCACUGUCACUCCACCUGCUGACUUGCAUUACGACUUCUGCAAGUUAAAACCACUAUCCACCAAGGAAGCUCUUGAAGAACAACGUCUAUUAGAGUCCAUCGCUUGGCCUGAAACUCCAUCUUUACAAUCACCUCUUUCCCUGAGCAGUACCAGUCACCCAGCCCACAGUGUCUUCACCAUUCUCCCAAGGUGGGGAGGGGGACAGUGGCACAUAGGAGACAAACUUGAGGUUAUGAUUCAAAUGCACGAUUUCCAGGGACACUUGAAGAGGUCUGGGGGCGACGUCUUACUUGCCCGGCUGCAUAACCUAACCCUUGGUGCUGGUGUGGCAGGGCAAGUGUUAGAUCAUCUUAAUGGCUCCUACUCUGCUAUAUUUACUUUACUUUGGGAAGGAAGUGCACAGGUUCAGGUGAUACUGGUUCAUCCCAGUGAGGCAGUCACAGAGCUGCGGAGGCUGAACACAGAACAUCCUGACAGGAUUUUCUUCAAGAGCCAGUUCCACUUAGGCUCAGUCACUGAAACUACCACUUGUAAUGUAUGUCUACGUCCAACCCAGCAGCCUGUGUGCAACUACACUGACCUCCGUACAAAUGAGCCAUGGUUCUGCUACAAGCCAAAAAAUCUAAGCUGUGAUACCAGGAUCAGCAACUUCAACGGAGGAUAUAAACAAAAAAUUAGCACCAUGGAGAAGCUCUUUCAGAGUGGUGUCAAUCUGAAAGUCACUAUUCCUGCUUCAGGAGCGGCCAGUGUCAAUGUUUUGCCCAAACAGAACGGUCAGUCAGAGGUGGCCAGCAGCAGUGUGGGGUCUGGACCCUCUGGCUAUUACUUUCAGGGUGUGUGGAGAGGACUAGGUGUGACCCCAGUUCAUCAGUUCAACUCUUCCUCAGCCAUCACUCAGUGUCUAAAAGGAAAAAUGAUUCAUAUGUAUGGAGAUUCCACCAUGAGGCAGUGGUUUGAGUACCUUGAUGCAGCUAUACCAGAUCUAAAGGCAUUUAACGUGCAUAGCCAGAAAACAAUUGGACCUUUGAUGUCCCUGGACUACAAAAACAACAUUUUGGUGACAUACCGCACCCAUGGUCCUCCUCUACGAUCCGUCAGUGUCCCAGCCAUUGAGCUGCAUUAUAUUGCCAAUGAGCUCGACGAGGUGACUGGAGGCAGGGACACGGUCAUAGUACUUGGUAUCUGGGCACACUUUGGCACUUUCCCUAUUGAGUUCUUUAUCCGCCGGCUGCAGACCAUCCGCAGAGCGAUCGUCCGGCUGCUGUCCAGGGCUCCAGACACACUGAUUGUCAUUCGGACCGGAAACCCCAAAGGUUUGAAGACCUUCCUUCAUGCAUCUACUAACAGUGAUUGGUACUCAUUACAGCAGGACAAGGUGCUCAGGGAUAUGUUCAAAGAACUGAAUGUCCAUCUAGUGGAUGCCUGGGAGAUGGUCGUGGCCCACCAUCUGCCACAUGAGCUCCACCCACAACCUCCAAUUAUCAAGAACAUGAUUAAUGUUCUUUUGUCCUACAUAUGUCCUCGAAAGGGUGGAUAG